CAGGGCACUGGGCCUGUGGGCCUGGUUGCUAGGCGGAAGCUGGGCGCGGCUGCGGCCGCCGCGGCUGCCCAGGCGUUUGAAAAGCGGCUGCGCAGGCGGCAAAAGCCGACCUCGUCCCCGGACCGCCCAUCGCAACCAUGGUCUCCAAAUCCGACCAACUGCUCAUCGUCGUGUCCAUCCUAGAAGGUCGCCAUUUCCCCAAACGUCCAAAGCACAUGCUUGUAGUGGAAGCAAAGUUUGAUGGAGAACAGUUGGCUACUGAUCCUGUGGACCACACUGACCAGCCAGAAUUUGCUACUGAGUUAGCCUGGGAAAUUGACAGGAAAGCACUUCAUCAGCACAGGCUACAGCGUACUCCUAUCAAACUCCAGUGUUUUGCCUUGGAUUCUGUAACAUCAGCCAAGGAAACCAUAGGUUACAUCAUUCUGGAUUUAAGAACUGCUCAAGAAACAAAGCAGGCACCAAAAUGGUACCAGUUGCUGAGUAAUAAAUACACCAAAUUCAAGUCUGAGAUACAGAUAAGCACUGCUUUGGAAACAGAUACAAAGGCACCAGUGGAUAGCUUUAAAGCAAAGGGAGCUCCCCCUCGAGAUGGAAAAGUACCUGCCAUCCUGGCUGGACUUGACCCCAGGGACAUUGUGGCAGUGCUGAAUGAAGAGGGAGGCUACCAUCAGAUUGGACCAGCAGAAUAUUGCACUGACUCCUUCAUUAUGUCAGUGACCAUAGCAUUUGCCACCCAGUUGGAACAGUUAAUUCCAUGUACCAUGAAACUUCCAGAAAGACAGCCUGAGUUUUUUUUUUACUACUCUUUACUGGGAAAUGAUGUUACAAAUGAACCCUUCGAUGAUUUGAUCAACCCUAACUUUGAGCCAGAGAGGGCAUCGGUUCGCAUCCGUAGCAGUGUAGAAGUUCUUCGUGUUUACCUGGCUCUUCAGUCUAAACUACAGAUUCAUCUCUGCUGUGGAGACCAGUCACUUGGCAGUACAGAAAUACCUUUAACUGGAUUACUAAAAAAAGGCAGUACAGAAAUCAACCAGCGCCCAGUCACAGUCGAGGGUGCUUUUACCCUUGACCCUCCAAACAGAGCCAAACAGAAGCUUGCGCCUAUUCCUGUGGAGCUAGCCCCAACUGUCGGAGUGUCUGUGGCUCUGCAGAGAGAAGGCAUAGACUCCCAGUCUUUAAUUGAAUUAAAGACCCAGAAUGAACAUGAGCCAGAACAUUCAAAGAAGAAAGUUUUAACCCCUGUAAAGGAGAAGACACUUACUGGGCCAAAAUCACCAAGAGUGUCCCCUGUUCCAUCUCACAACCAGUCACCUCCAACAAAAGAUGAUGCAACAGAAAGUGAAGUGGAAAGUUUACAGUAUGAUAAGGACACCAAACCAAAUCCAAAAGCUGGUUCUUCUAUACCUGUGUCACUGGCCCAGCCAGUAACUACAUCCCAUGCUUCAGAAGUAGCUUCAGGACAGAAGAUUGCUGUUCCAGCAACAUCACAUCAUUUUUGCUUUUCAAUAGACUUAAGGAGUAUACUUGCCUUGGAGAUUGGUUUUCCAAUCAACUGUAUAUUAAGGUACUCAUAUCCAUUCUUUGGAAGUGCAGCUCCUAUUAUGACUAAUCCUCCUGUAGAAGUUCGGAAAAACAUGGAAGUGUUUCUUCCCCAAUCUUACUGUGCAUUUGAUUUUGCAACUAUGCCUCAUCAGCUUCAAGAUACCUUCUUAAGGAUUCCAUUACUGGUUGAACUAUGGCACAAGGACAAAAUGAGUAAAGAUUUACUUCUGGGAAUUGCGAGAAUCCAGCUGUCUAACAUCUUGUCUUCAGAAAAAACUCGUUUUUUAGGUUCUAAUGGUGAACAGUGUUGGCGUCAAACUUACAGUGAAAGUGUGCCUGUUACAGCAGCACAAGGAUCAAAUAACAGGAUAGCAGAUCUUUCUUACACAGUGACUCUAGAAGAUUAUGGAUUGGUAAAAAUGCGUGAGAUUUUUGUCUCUGAUUCAUCUCAGGGUGUAUCUGCUGUACAACAAAAGCCAUCUUCUCUUCCUCCAGCACCUUGUCCUUCAGAGAUCCAGACAGAGCCUCGUGAAACCUUAGAAUACAAAGCAGCACUUGAGCUAGAAAUGUGGAAGGAGAUGCAAGAGGAUAUUUUUGAAAAUCAGCUGAAACAGAAAGAACUGGCUCAUAUGCAAGCUCUUGCAGAGGAAUGGAAGAAACGAGACCGAGAAAGAGAAUCACUAGUAAAGAAAAAGGUGGCUGAAUAUACUGUUUUAGAAGGAAAACUUCAAAAAACUCUAAUUGACUUGGAGAAACGAGAGCAGCAGCUUGCUAGUGCAGAAUCAGAGCUUCAAAGGGAAAAAAAGGAACUGCAAUCAGAACGUCAGCGGAACCUACAAGAACUGCAAGACUCUAUCCGUAGGGCCAAAGAGGACUGUAUUCACCAAGUAGAACUAGAAAGGUUAAAAAUCAAACAGCUCGAAGAGGAUAAACACCGCCUUCAGCAACAGCUUAAUGAUGCUGAAAAUAAAUAUAAGAUUUUGGAAAAAGAGUUCCAGCAGUUCAAGGACCAGCAAAGCAACAAACCAGAAAUCCAUCUACAGUCUGAAAUAAAUCUUCUCAACUUGGAAAAGGUUGAACUUGAAAGAAAGUUGGAAUCUGCAACUAAGUCUAAACUACAUUACAAGCAGCAGUGGGGACGAGCUUUGAAAGAACUUGCCAGACUUAAACAGAGGGAGCAAGAAAGCCAAAUGGCUCGUCUUAAAAAACAGCAGGAAGAAUUGGAACAGAUGAGACUACGUUACCUGGCUGCGGAGGAAAAAGAUACAGUAAAAACUGAGCAGCAAGAAUUGUUGGAUAUAAGAAAUGAAUUGAACAGGUUAAGGCAACAAGAACAAAAACAAUAUCAGGAUUCCAGAGAGAUUGCAAGUGGAAAAAAGGAUGGCCCACACGGCAGUGUAUUGGAAGAAGGCUUGGGUGAUUAUUUGACUCGUCCUAAUAGAGGAAAGGGAUACUUUGAUGAGAACGGGUGUGUAUAAUCACGACGAUCAAAUAAUAAGUGAACUCAACCGACAGAUCAGAGAGAUUUUGGCAAAAAACAAUGCGAGUAAUUAAUAACAUUUGGGAAAGCUUUAUAGAGACUCCUAAGUCUAAAUUUUAAUUUCAUUGUAAAACCCCCAAAAGUGAGGAAAAUGGAUGUUUUAAAAUUCUAUUUUCAAUUUUUAUAAGCAGAACUUUGUAUGUUAUUGUAUAGUAUUUAUUUGAUCUUAUUUACUUUAUGCUACCUCUUCCAUACUGGUUUUAUAUGUAAUUUGUAUUUUAUAUACCCGUUUUAAAUGACUUUUCAGUGUUUUUCAUAAUUUAUAAUCUGAUGGCUAACUUUCAAAACAGCUUUUUACUAAGUUUGUUGUAGGAGAAAUUACUAUAGUAAUUUCCAGUUCUACUAUGUUUCAUAUUGAGCCAAAAGAGUAUAUCUUGCACUUUAAAAAUACUGCGUCCUAUUCCAUUUGAAUGUAAAUGUCUUUAAAGUUGAGACCAGUUGUAACCAGUUUAACACAUUUUGGAUGACCUCUUUUCCUUAACUUACAGUAUUUGCAAGUGACAUGUUUCAAAAGAAAGAUCAGUACAGACAAGCCAUUUGACAUAUUGGGUGACAAAUUGGUCAUUUAUUUAAAUAAAGUUAAUGCAGAUUAAA
Molecule: messenger RNA, 3679 nt
Organism: Saimiri boliviensis boliviensis (Bolivian squirrel monkey)
Lineage: Eukaryota; Metazoa; Chordata; Mammalia; Primates; Cebidae
Source: RefSeq, a predicted model, not a curated record